AUGGAGCGAAAAGUAGGCACUGUGACAGUCUUAAAAAAGGAGGACAUGCACUCGGUGCAGCAGGAAAACAUUAAAGCAUCGAUAUUCCUGUCCAACUUAAUCAAAAGUUGCAUAGGACCUAGGUCGAUGAUAAAGAUGAUACUCACAAGAAUAGGCACCAUAGAGCUGACGAAUGACGGAAACAGCAUACUCCGAGAGAUUGAAGUGACGCACCCUGUCAUCAAAUCGCUCAUUGAGCUGUCCAGAACCCAGAACGAAGAGGUUGGCGAUGGCACCACCUCUGUUGUCAUUCUAUCUGCAGAGAUACUCAAGAACAUGAGUGAGCUCUUGAAAAGUGGACACCAUCCCGUCUAUCUGUGCAAUGCUCUGAAGAAAAUACUGGACAUUCUGCUGAACAGGAUAAAGAAGUACUCUAUCGACAUUAAGUCCAAGGAAGGGCUCUUCAAAGAAGUGGUCAAAAGCGGGCUGAACACGAAGAUGUCUCGAUACAUCAUAGAUCUCGAAGACAUAGCUCUAAGGGCAGUGGCCAUGGUGCGCGGCAAGACAAUAGACAUAAAGAACAUACGAGUAGAGAAAGUGCCGGGCGGUAAGAUAGAGGAGACUACCGUAUUCGACGGAAUAAUAGUGCAGAAGAGCCUGCUAGACUACUCAAUGCGAAAAAAAAUAGAAAAUGCCAAAAUUCUGCUAAUCGACUUCCCCCUGGAGUACAGAAAAGGAGAGAACCAAAUGAGCAUUGAGAUGCACACGGGAGAAGCGUUCACACGGGCCCUGGAGGUGGAGGAAGAGCAGAUUGAAAAGAUGGUUGGCCUGCUCGCCAAAUGCUCUCCAGAUAUGGUAGUUUCCGAAAAAGGAAUAUCUGACUAUGCAAUUUCGCUGUUCAAGAAGCACGGAAUAUCAGCCAUCAGAAGAAUUAAAAAGUCUGAAAACCAAAGAAUAGCACUGGCCACAGGGGCGCAGAUAGUCUCCCGGGCUGAGGAUGCAACAGCGCAGGCCCUGGGAGUAGCUGGACUCUUUGAGGUGAGCAGAAUAGGAGAUGAAGAGUAUUGCAAAUUUAUCAAGUGCAAAGACCCAAAGGCAUGCACCAUUCUGCUAAGGGGGCAAUCCCGAGAUAUUUUGAACGAGCUAGAGCGCAACUUGCAGGAUGCCUUGGCCAUCACCAGGAAUGCGUACAACUCCAGCGCAGUGGUUCUGGGCGCAGGAUGCAUUGAAAUGGCGCUGGCCCACGAGCUGGAAAGUGUGCAGGGUCUUAGCGAUAAAGAGAAGAGCGUGUUUACAGCUGUGAUUGAAGCUCUGCAGUCUAUCCCUGCAGCACUUAUCUCGAACAGCGGGAAUACCAAGCCUCUUGUCAAGCUGCUGGAGCUGAAGGCAUGGCACAGCAAGAAAAAGAAUAACUACGGUGUUGACGGAAACACGGGGGAGAUAGUUGUAUCAGAGGUGUACGAGUCCAUCCUGGUGAAGGAGCAGAGUCUAAAGUCCGCAAUUGAAGGGGCAAUUAUCAUACUAAGAGUUGAUGGAAUUGUAAAACAAGAGUAA
Nematocida minor is the source of this 1533-nucleotide messenger RNA. Its product is annotated as T-complex protein 1 subunit gamma. The record is from RefSeq and is a predicted model, not a curated record. NCBI's taxonomy places the organism in Eukaryota, Fungi, Microsporidia. Bases 1 to 1533 code for a protein of 510 amino acids. Gene Ontology annotation, biological process: protein folding. The transcript has a single exon. Gene Ontology annotation, molecular function: ATP-dependent protein folding chaperone; ATP binding. Gene Ontology annotation, cellular component: chaperonin-containing T-complex.